GGUAUCAGUCGUCAACGGUGUUAACUUCAGUUCCUUUGCAAAAAUGAACACGAUCGCGAUCGCUCUUCUCGCCCUGGUGGCAACGGCUUCGGCUCUGCCCGUUCAUCCGGAAGCGGGUCACGAAAAAGAGGUCCCCAUAGUGUCGCAGUACAACGAACACGAACCUACCGGUAACUACCGUUCCGGUUUCGAAGCCGCGAACGGUAUCAGCUACCAAGAAGAAGGAGUCCAAACCAACGUCGGCCAGGAAGACCAAGCCCAAGUUGUCCACGGUCAGGCCAGAUGGGUAUCUCCCGAAGGCAUCCCCGUUGAACUCAGCUGGGAAGCUGGUCCAGAGGGCGUACGAUUCUCCGGCACACACAUCCCCGUGGGACCUCCACCAUCCGAGGAAAUCCUGCGAAGCAUCGCUUACAACGCGGCUCAUACCUACGUGGAACCCGCGCAACCCGGACAAGUCGUACCAAAGAAAGCGCUCUAAGGAACUUGACGUGAUCAUCGGGAUUACCGUUUCACAACCACCACUACACUACGAUGGGUAAAUCUUCUACCCGUCUCAGACACCACACGUACACGUACACAAGCAUAUCGUAUAUGUUUUUUUUUUAUACCUGUGAAUAAAUCUAUUGUAACAUAGUAA
Athalia rosae (coleseed sawfly) is the source of this 637-nucleotide messenger RNA. Its product is annotated as flexible cuticle protein 12-like. The record is from RefSeq and is a predicted model, not a curated record. Lineage: Eukaryota; Metazoa; Arthropoda; Insecta; Hymenoptera; Athaliidae. The coding region runs from base 44 to 478 and encodes 144 amino acids. Gene Ontology annotation, cellular component: chitin-based extracellular matrix. Gene Ontology annotation, molecular function: structural constituent of chitin-based larval cuticle. The transcript has a single exon.